This is a messenger RNA of Astrephomene gubernaculifera, 1076 nucleotides long. Lineage: Eukaryota; Viridiplantae; Chlorophyta; Chlorophyceae; Chlamydomonadales; Astrephomenaceae. The record is from the annotation of a GenBank genome assembly.
GUCAGCCUAUCGAGUACUGGCGUAGAUCGGCGUUCAAUAUUGUCCUCAAUGUUGCACGGGCCACUGCGGUGCCCCUCAAGCAUCGGUUUGAGCCGGGGCAGGCGGCCGCCGCCAGGCGCCCCCUCCCGAGGCCUUCGUUCAGUCAUGGCGGCCGAAAGAAGCCAUCGCCCAGUCAUCCUGCUUGACAUCAUGGACACCGUCGUCUAUGAUCCGUUCUUCCACGACAUGCCAGCGUUCUUUGGCAUGUCCUUCAAGGAGCUGCUUGCAUCCAAGCACCCAACAGCCUGGGUGGAGUUUGAACGCGGCCUGCUUACCGAAGAUGAAUUAUUCUUGAAGUUCUUUUCCGAUGGGCGCUUCGUGGAUGGCAGUGGGCUGAAGGCUAUGAUGGCGUCCAGCUACCGCUACCUGGACGGUAUGCCGCAGCUCCUGGGUCGCCUCAAGGCCGCCGGCUUCGAGAUGCACGCCGUCUCCAACUACCCCACCUGGUACCGCCUGAUUGAGGAGAAGCUGCGCCCGUCGGAGUACCUGAGCUGGACGUUUGUGUCGUGCGAGGGUCCCAUGAAGGGGUACCGGAAGCCUGCGAGGGAGGCCUACGAAGCAUGUGUGAAGACGCUUCAACGGUCUCCGGAGGAACUCAUCUUUGUCGACGACCGCAAGGUCAAUGUGGAGGGGGCUUGCGCUGUUGGAUUGGAGGGCAUCCUCUUCGAAAGCGCUUCCCAACUCGAGGCGGAACUGCGUUGCAGGGGUCUUACCUUCUAGACUGAUCCCUGGCUUAAUGCCUCGCAUAGUCACAUGCGAUCCCGAACAUUGUCGAAUGGCUCGUAUGUUGUAUCCUUACAGCUGUGUUGUAUCACCGGGAAUUUGUAUCAUUACUACGACGAUUAAGAUGGAUUCAUAGGCGCAGAUAGGAGGUAGGGUUGCGUAGGGGCGCUGGGCAACCCUUCUUUCAUUCAUUGUACUUGUUUUGCUGGCAUGGAGAGGGACGCUGGUUGCGGUAUGGCAAUUAAGGAUUAAGGAUGCAGUAGGACUGACGUUCCAGUAUCGAGCCACUGACUUUGUAUUGUAUUGUAACAGCU